Molecule: messenger RNA, 7984 nt
Organism: Anolis carolinensis (green anole)
Lineage: Eukaryota; Metazoa; Chordata; Lepidosauria; Squamata; Anolidae
Gene: zdhhc15
Product: zinc finger DHHC-type palmitoyltransferase 15
Exons: 12
Coding region: 34-1026 (330 amino acids)
Molecular function (GO): palmitoyltransferase activity
Source: RefSeq, a predicted model, not a curated record
CGCCCCCUGGUCCGGAGCCACACUUCCGGGAAGAUGUCGCUGGCCGGGCUGUGCCGGCGCGGCUGGGCCUGGGCGCCCGCCCUGCUGCUCGCCCUCCUCGCCCUCUGGUCCUACUACGCCUACGUCGUCGAGCUCUGCCUCGUGACUUUGACUAACUCCUUGGAAAAAGUGGCCUACCUUACUGUGUUCCACGUCAUCUUUGUGCUCUUCGUUUGGGCCUAUUGGAAGUCUACCUUUACUCCUCCGCAGCAGCCAGACAAAAAGUUCCACAUGUCUUACGCCGACAAGGAGCGUUACGAGAAUGAAGAGAGGCCCGAGGGGCAGAGGCAGAUCCUGGCCGAAAUGGCGCGGAAAUUGCCGGUGUCCACACGCACCGGGAGCGGAGCCAUCCGCUUCUGCGACAGAUGCCAGCUUAUCAAACCAGACCGAUGCCACCACUGUUCCAUUUGUGCCAUGUGUGUAUUAAAAAUGGACCACCACUGUCCUUGGGUGAACAACUGCAUUGGAUUUUCUAACUACAAAUUCUUCCUGCUGUUUCUAGCUUAUACGCUGUUGUACUGCAUGUUCAUUGCCGCCACGGUCUUCAAGUAUUUCCUCAAAUACUGGACAGGGGAACUGAGUGGGGGCCGCUCCAAGUUCCACGUCCUUUUCCUUCUCAUCGUAUCGGUCAUGUUCUUCGUCACCCUCACCUUCCUCUUCGGCUACCAUUGCUGGCUCGUCAGUCAAAACCGGUCCACGUUGGAGGCUUUCUCGGCACCAGUGUUUCCCAAUGGCCCCGAUAAGAAUGGAUUCAACCUCGGCGUGGGGAAAAACAUCAGGCAGGUGUUUGGGGAGAAGAAGAGACUCUGGUUCUUCCCCGUCGUGUCCAGUCAAGGCGACGGGCACUUCUUCCCGAUGCGAACCUUGAGCGAAGCGAGGAACCCACUACUAGCAAACGAAGAACAGUGGGAGGAAGAUGACGGAGUGGAUGACAACCAUCACGAUUAUCACCACAGUCCCUCCCUUUCUGUGGAAAUUGAUACGUAGCAGCCCUGCAAGGCCCAAGGCAAGGCGCUCAAUCUGCUUUCUCAGCUUCCUUCUCUCAUCCGCUUCCUCCAUCGAUGGACACUUUGAAAGAAAGGAAGCACAUGGAUUUUCAAGGAGAGGAAGGAAGCCUUCUCCACUCUCUGAAAUGGUUCUUCUGGAUACUUGCGUCGAUCAUUCCAAGGAUCCUUCUAAGAUUUUUAACUUUGACGUGGCAAAUGAGGUCCUUUGUGGGCUUUUCUCUUUUCCACAUUGUGCCCCGAAGGAGCGAAAACUGCCGGCGCAAACCGUUCCCAAAUAAAUGCCUUAAGGGCGGUUGCCUUGAACGGCCUGGUUCCUCAAUAAGGCUCUCCUCCUUGAAGAGGAUUCGCAGCUGGCAAAGUCCAUCUUCGCUGGGAGACUUGGGCGGUGAGUGUGCGCAAGCAAGACGUAACUCCUCCGUCCAUCGGCGCUCGCUUUCGUAAUGAUUAACUCAGACCCUGCAAAGAGCGCACCCUCUUUGGCACAAAGUUGAGGAUUUUAUGAGCCUUGAAGCACAUUCUUUGUGGCAGGUGCCUUCGUUUUAAAGAAACAGCCACCGCCUACCAUUCCUACCAUUUCCAGCACAGUUUGGACACAAGGGACACAGCUGCUAUCUAUAGUGAAGUUUCCCUCCGCAUCAAAAGGAGAAGGCCACCUUCCCUGGCAUGUAUGAAUAAACAUUUGCGGUACGGUUCUGAUACAGUCCAGACUUUUUAAAGGUUCUGUAGAAAGAAAACUGGAUGCUGCUAUAAAUAAUGGUUCUGGGGAUUGGCAAGCCAUGGCUGCCCUGAACUAGAUCCUCAAGUGUGUUGUAGAAGGCUUUCAUGGCUGGAAUCACUGGGUUGCAGUGAGUUUUCUGGGCUGUCUGGUCGUGUUCCAGAAGCAUUCUCUCCUGACGUUUCACCCACCUCUGUGGCAAGCAUCCUCAGAGAUUGCGAGGUCUGUUGGAAACUAGGCAAGUGGGGUUUAUAUAGCUGUGGGAUAAUGUCCAGGGUGGGAGAAAGAACUCUUGCCUGUUGGAGACAAGUGUGAAUGUUGCAGUUGGAUACUUUGAUUAGCAUUGAAUGGUUUUGCAGCUUCAAAGCCUGGCUUCUUCCUGCCUGGGAUAAUCCUUUCUUGAGAGGUAUUAGCUAGCCCUGAUUGUUCCCUGUCUGGAAUUCUCGUCUUCUGAAUGUUGUUCUUUAUUUACUGUCCUGAUUUUUUAGUUUUUUAAUAUGGAUGGCCAGAUUUUCUUUAUUUUUAUGGUUUGCUCCUUCCAGUUGAAAUUGUCCACACGCUUGUGGAUUUCCAUGGCUCCUCUGUGUUGUCUGACAUGGUGAUGUUCGAGUGGUCCAUUAUCUCUGUGUUCUUGAAUAAUAUGCUGUGGCCAGGUUGAUAUUCAAAAACUCUAAAAUCAGGACAGUAAAUAAAGAGCAGCACUCAGAAGACAGGGGAAUUCCAGACAGGAAAGAAUCAGGGCCAGCUAACAUUUCCCAACAAAGGAUUCCUCGAGGCAGGGAGCAGGGAGGCAGGGAGCUUGCUAAUCAAGCUGGCGAAUGGCAACAUUCACAUUUGCCUGGUGCAUGUUAUUUAUUUAUGGGGCUGGUGCAUGUUAUUUAUUUUUUCCUGGCGUGGAAGCUGCUCUUCUUGUUGAUCUCUGCCUUUUCAAACAGCAGGAAAACCCAGACCAGUUGGUUUUUCUCCCACCCUGGACAUUAUUCCACAGAUAUAUAAACUCCACUUGCCUAGUUUCCAACAGACUUUACAACCUCUGCGAAUUCCUGCUAUAAAUGUGGGCGAAACUUCAAGAGAGAAUGCUUCUAGAACAUGGCUAGACAGCCCGGAAAACUUACAGCAACCCAAAUCAUUGAAUGUCUUUGAACAUUUAAUACGCCUUCUGUUGCAUCACACUGGGACCCCCUUUCCCCUUUUGCAAGAAACUCUUUCGUCGACCCCAGACUCUGGUCUAGUGAGAAUUUCCUUUCAGAGAUUUCCUUCUUGCUUUUGAUCAGUCGCAACGCACAAGUUGGGAAGGAAGAGACUCGUUUCUGGAAUUAGAUUAAAACUUAAGAGACAUUUAACUCUAUAGACUGUUUUCAAACCUUUGAUGGACAAGGUUUCUUUCUUCGCCUCCUUUUGCAGAGCCAUCUUGAAAACUUGAGAGAGGUGUCGUUUUCAAAGUUCGGGCUAGAUUCCUCUUGUUAUUUCUUCCACGGUUCCCGUUAUUGAACUUGAAACCUACUGGGUUUAAACUCCAUGCAGAUUUUACCCGAAGUGGGGAAAGCUCAAACCAGAGUGGAUGAAGCAAGAUUAAAUCUCAUUGAGUGCAUUUAAACGCACGGCAGCGUGACUUUUAAGCCUUAGCGAUUUCAGUGGGAAUUCUUGAUGCUUCACUUCGGAUGAAAUGCUGUGUUGUUGCAAGCCGGACUGUGCAUUGUUGCUGCUGCAAUGUAUCUUGAUGCAGGACAGGCGCCGGCAUCGCUUUCCCACUUACUUACGUGUCUUGUUUUUUUCCUCCAAACAUUGGGACAAAUUGCAGCAUCGAAAGUUACUCUUGAUCCUAAAUGGAAUUUCUUUACUUUUCUGCUCUCCGCUCCCUUCGCUGGGGCUGGUGCAUGUUAUUUAUUUUUUUCCUGGCGUGGAAGCUACUCUUCUUGUUGAUCUCAGCCUUGUCAAACAGCAGGAAAACCCAGACCAGUUGGUUUUCUGCCUCUAAACCAUCCAAAUAGUGCGUGUUUUCUUCCUCUGAAUCCCAAACAUAUCAGAAAAUUGCUUUUCUGGGCAACCAAUGUCCAGUGUGGUAACCAAUGCAUCCUUCAUUCCUUGAAAGAGAGAUUUAGCAUGAAGGAGGGACAGAAACAGCCCUGCGACUCUGGCAUCAAACCGGGAAGGCAGAGCCAGUUUCAGCCCCAUUAAUGUCCCAUGAAACGGGAUAUUUCUGAUAGUCGCGAAGCACAUUUAUCGUAGCCUUGCGGUACUUGACAGUUGUUGCUACAACAGGCGGAUUGAUUGUAAAUUAGCUACAAAAGGAAUAUAGAAUAAUUGUCGGGUUGUGUUGAAGGUUUUCAUGGCCGGAAUCACUGGGUUGUUGUUGUUUUUGGGCUGUUUGGCCACGUUCCAGAAGCAUUCUCUUCUGACGAUUCGCCUGCAUCUAGGCAGGCAUCCUCAGAGGUUGUGAGGUCUGUUGGAAACUAGGCAAGUAGGGUUUAUAUAUCUGUGGAAUAAUGUCCAGGGUGUUUGAGGCAAGUGUUAAUGUUCCAACUGGCCACCUUGAUUAGCAUUGAAUGUCCUUUCAGCUUCAAAGCAUGGCUGCUUCCUGCCUGGUUUUGUUGGGAGGUGUUAGCUGGCCCUGAUUAUUUCCUGUCUGGAAUUCCUCUGUUUUUCUGAGUGUUGCUCUUUAUUUACUGUCCUGAUUCUAUUAAAAAAAACUAAUGUGAUCUGCCCUGAGUCCCCUUCGGGGUGAGAAGGGCGGAAUAUAAAUGCUGUAAAUAAAUAAAUAAAUAUAUUAAAUAUUAUAGAAUCAUUUAUUUAUUUAUUUAUUUGCAGCAUUUAUAUUCCGCCCUUCUCACCCCGAAGGGGACUCAAGGCGGAUCACAUUACACAUAUAGGCAAACAUUCAAUGCCUUUUAACAUAGAACAAAGAGAAACAGGCUCCGAGCGGGGCUCGAACUCAUGACCUCCUGGUCAGAGUGAUUCAUUGCAGUUAAUUGCAGCUGGCUUGCUCUCCCGCCUGCGCCACAGCCCAGGCUUGUGGCGGCAUGACAGCAAAUAAAAGAGCAACACUCUGAAAACAGGAAUUCCAGAUAUGAAACAAUCAGGGAUAGCUAACACCUCCCAACAAAGGAUUCCCCCAGGCAGGAAGCAGCCAGGCUUUGAAGCUGCAAGGCCAAGUGACCAAUGGCAACAUUCAAACUUGCCUCAAGCGGACAAGAGUUCUUUCUUUUUCCCACCCUGGACAUCAUUCCAUAGGGAUAUAUAUAUAUAAACCCCACUUGCGUAGUUUCCAACAGACCUCACAACCUCUGAGGAUGCCUGCCGUAGUUGUGGGUGAAUCUUCAGGAGAGAAUGCUUCUGGAACAUGGCCAGAAAGCCUGGAAAACUCACAGCAACCAAGAUUGUAGGGUUGCCUGUUCAGUGCUGGCUGUGUACUGCAAGAUUCAAUGAGCAUCGAGAUGUCAUAAAUGCCUGUGAUCUAUGAAGUAGAUAAUAGGUACAGACUGAAGAGCACAAUUUAGUCCUUGGUUUGCAGACACAGAGCAUCUGAAAUCCAGCCUUAAAUAUCUCAUCCAGAGAUGUUCAAAGGAAGAGGCAUUGCUGGAAAUAAGUCACUUACCCAGUCUUUUUUACCAAACUUCUUGAGGGCCUUGCAAGCAGAUCUUGCAAUCUAUUUUCCCAAUAAUAACAGCUGGGAAGGACUGGGGAUAUCAGGAUAACAAGCACUGCAAUUUCGGCAAUCCCUGAAACCAACCAAAUUUGGGGGUUGGAUUUUUUUUUUUGGCAAUGUGCAUCCUCUCCCUUUGCUCUGCGCCAAUUUACUUCCUUAUCUAGGGAACAGACUACUGAAACCAAUCUACUUGAAAACUGUUGAUUUUAUGAAGGUGUUUGGACAUAUUGACGGGGAGGGAGGGAGAGUUUUGUAAUGAUGGGGAAAUGCUACAUUUCUUUGGGGUGGGCUUCGCAGUGGGUUCAUGCUUGUUAUUAAUAUCUGUGUUUUGUUGAAGGGUUUCAUGGCCAGAAUCACUGAGUUGCUGUGAGUUUUCCAGGCUGUCAAGCCAUGUUCCAGAAGCAUUUUUUCCUGACGUUUCACCCACAUCUAUGCCAGCAUGCUCAAAGGUUGUGAGGUCUGUUGGAAACUAGGUAAGUGGGGUUUAUAUACAGUAGAGUCUCACUUAUCCAAGCCUCGCUUAUCCAAGCUUCUGGAUUAUCCAAGCCAUUUUUGUAGUCAAUGUUUUCAAUAUAUCGUGAUAUUUUGGUGCUAAAUUCGUAAAUACCGUAAUUACAACAUAACAUUACUGUUUAUUGAACUACUUUUUCUAUCCAAUUUGUUGUAUAACAUGAUGUUUUGGUGCUUAAUUUGUAAAAUCAUAACCUAAUUUGAUGUUUAAUAGGCUUUUCCAUAAUCCCUCCUAAUUAUCCAAGAUAUUCGCUUAUCCAAGCUUUUGCCGGCCCGUUUAGCUUGGAUAAGUGAGACUCUACUGUAUCUGGAAUUAUGUCCAGGGUGAGAAAAAGAACUCUUUGUUUGUUUGAAGCAAGUGUGAAUGUUCCAGCUGGCCACCUUGAUUAGCAUUGAAUGGCCUUUCAGCUUCAAAGCCUGGCUGCUUCAUAGAAUCGUAGAGUUGGAAGAGACCUCGCGGGCCAUCCAGUCCAACCUCCUGCAAGAAGCAGGAAAAUCUUCGUACCUGCGGGGAUCCUUUUUUGGGUUAACUGGCCCCGAUUGUUUCCUGUCUGGAAUUCCCGUUUUCUGAGUAUUGCUCUUUAUUUACUGUCCCAAUUCUAGAUUUUUUUUAAAAAAAAAUAAUAAGCCAGAUGCUUUUUUAUGAUUUCCUUCUUUUGUGGACAAUUUCAACAGAAAGGAAGAAACCAUGAAAACGAACAAAAUCUGGCUACCAGUGUUUAAAAAACCCUCUAAAAUCAGGAUAGUAAAUAAAGAACAACACUCAUGAAACACAGGAAUCCAAAGAGGAAACAAUCAGGGUCAGCUAACACCUCCCAACAAAGGAUUCCCCCAGGCUUUGAAGCUGCAAGGCUAUUCAGUGCUAAUCAAGCUGGCCAAUUGCAACAUUCACACUUGCCUUAAACAGUCGAGAGUUCUUUCUCCCACCCUGGCCACUCAACAGAUAUAUAACCCCCACUUGCGUAGUUUCCAACAGACCUCACCACCUCUGAGGAUGCCUGCCAUAGACGUGGGCGAAACGUCAGGAGAGAAUGCUUCUGGAACAUGGCCAGACAGCUUGGAAAACUCACAGCGACCCAAUAUAAAAAAAAAACACAGUGGCUCCCUUUCCCUCAAGUCUCUUUGUAAUUAAGAGAUUGUGAUGGAUGGCUAAAUGCAACAUAGAGCUUAAAAUAUUAUAGACUUGAAAAAAAAUAGAUUUCAAUUUAAGUCGGUUAAUUUAAGGUUUAUAUUUUCCUUUACUGUUAAGAGCCAAGCGUUCUACUUUUGCCUUUUUAAAUAAAGGUAAAGGUAAUGCUUCAAAUGGGUCCUAACACAUUCAAAAGCAUUUCCUGAGAAGUUUAUACGUACUGUUGAAUUGUGUAAGGCCAUGGUUGAUUUUAAAAAAAUAUUUUCUUGAAUCAGCUUUAUGAGACAUGGUUGAAAGUGGUUGUUUACUGCGUGGUCCUUUCUCUGUUUUGAACUGGUGCAAAGUUGGGUCCAUGGACGUUGUAUUUCUAAAGCUUCCAUGCUCUUGAGUUUGUGUUUCUUUUUAUCCGAUCAUUGCCUAAUUAUUUAACUGAUGGUAUGUAUCUGAAAUGUUAAGUUUAGAUGACGGAACACUUAACAUUCCUCAUGAUCCUUCCUUUGGCCUGUUAAUAACAUUUUAAUCAAUGUAGAACGUUUCUAUUAGACCAGGCAUGGGCCAACUUGGGCCUUCCGGGUGUUUUGGACUGCAACUCCCAUCAUUCCUAACAGCCUCAGGCCCCUUCCUUUUCCCCCUCAGCCGCUUAAGUCUAUUCUUCACUCCCUCUGUUCUCAAACCUAAUCUGGCUUCUCAGGAAAACUCCCGUUUUCACAAGGGAACUGAGAAGGCUGAGGGGGAAAAGGAAAGGGCCUGAGGCUGUUAGGAAUGAUGGGAGUUGCAGUCCAAAACACCCAGAAGGCCCAAAUUGGCCCAUGCUUGCAUUAGACCCUCUUGAAUGUCAGAACCAUGUCAUCCUCAGGUUUCUCACUUCAAAAUGUUCCUGCUUUUGUAACAUGGAAAACGCAUGGGAUGUUUUUGCAAUAAAAUGUUUUAUAACAUCA